This is a messenger RNA of Ogataea polymorpha, 171 nucleotides long. RefSeq lists its product as uncharacterized. NCBI's taxonomy places the organism in Eukaryota, Fungi, Ascomycota, Pichiomycetes, Pichiales, Pichiaceae. Gene Ontology annotation, cellular component: mitochondrial intermembrane space. The record is from RefSeq and is a predicted model, not a curated record. Gene Ontology annotation, biological process: mitochondrial respiratory chain complex IV assembly. Gene Ontology annotation, molecular function: copper chaperone activity; copper ion binding. The transcript is spliced from 2 exons. Bases 1 to 171 code for a protein of 56 amino acids.
AUGUCGGAACAUGCCAAACAAAACAAGCCUAAGCCCUGCUGUGUGUGCUUGGAUGAGAAGCAGCAGAGAGACCAGUGUCUGCUGACUAACGGCUCGGGGUCUGAAAAGUGCACAGACAUCAUCGAGGCCUACAAAAAAUGCAUGAGAGGCUACGGAUUCGAGACCAACUAG